GCCCAACUCACCCUCAUUCGGUAGCAACAGCAACACAACUCGACGUCUCCCGCUCCAUUUGGUAGCAACAACAACUCCAUUCAUCAGAAACUAGCGGCAGCGGUGACAACAUCAUCGACAUGCAGCUAUUAACAGGCAUGGGAAGAACUUUCAUGGUAUGGCGAGAAGUUUUCUAUGCCCUAUGUAUCUUCUUCAAUUCAUCUCAUGCACUGCGUCGAUUUAAAAUUCUAAGAUUGAGCUGCAAACUUUCCAAGCUGAUAAACCUAGGUCUAUGCUACAAACAGGCAUUGCUUUAAGAUGAUAGGAGAUUCCCACCAAGUAUCUAUUGUCAGAUUCUAUAUGUUAAUCAGGGAAUGAGAAACUUUCUCAAUAUGGGGAUAAAACAUCCACAUGAAAAGCGAUGUGUCUGGAGCUGAGAAAUCUUAUAAAGGGCAACCCUCAAAUUUGCAAUAAGCUGAAAUUUCCAAUUUAUCAUCACAUGACAAUUGUUAUAGAAUUUUUAUGGUUUCCACUUAGGAUUCAAGCAAGAGAACCAAUAAAAACAAAAAGUGCUAAAGUUCGCAACAAAAGGCUACAAAAGAAGGCUCACCAAUUUCAAAAGAAAGCUUCAGAGGACCUAAAAUAUGCUUUGCUACAUGGUUCCCAAGGCCUUCGACAACAUAUGCUUGGAUCGAGGGGAGAAAAUACUCACUGGUCAGGAAUCCAAGGAAGCCCAACAAUCAAACUCAUUAGGUAGUGAGCAUGAAGAGGAGCUACAGGAACAUGUGAUGAAUUGUUUGUUGUACAAAAUGAUUACAUUGUCAUUCCUGAACCUCGGCACGAAACCAUCCUUGAAUUUCAGCAAGUAGGAGACAAGAAUAAUGACAAGGGUGUUCAAUGUGAUGAACAAUCCACACCCACAAUUAAAAUAGUCUCGUAGAAAGAGGACACAAAAGAAGAGGAUGGAUAGAAACAAAUGAAUAAAAGACAUAUUUGCUUCCUAUCAUUGUUCAAUUUUCAUUGCAAUUAUAAACCUAUUUGUAUCAUCAUACUUGUUUAAUGAAUGCUUGUCAAUUUAUUCA
Messenger RNA from Cryptomeria japonica (Japanese cedar), 1061 nucleotides. RefSeq lists its product as uncharacterized. Bases 401 to 736 code for a protein of 111 amino acids. The record is from RefSeq and is a predicted model, not a curated record. The transcript has 6 exons. NCBI's taxonomy places the organism in Eukaryota, Viridiplantae, Streptophyta, Pinopsida, Cupressales, Cupressaceae.